AUGGCGGUGUCUGGAAGAAAAGCAGUGGCACCAAUCAAAGGUUGGUUUGAUAGUAAUAUAAAUCAUUUUUGUGAUCCGUGUAAAACUGAUGGUCAAAAUGUAAAAGCACGAGGAUAUUGUGAAGAUUGCCAGGAAUAUUUAUGCAGCUCGUGUUUUUCUUCUCAUAGAAAAACAAAGGCCUCAAAACAUCAUAAAUUACACGAACGAUCCGACGCUACAAAUACAUCUAUAUUAGAUGAUAAAUGCCCAUUUCAUAACACCGAAAUUGUCAAGUUUUUCUGUCCUAGACACGAAGAACUAGGAUGUCAUGAUUGUAUGGUUCUUAAGCAUAGAACAUGUGAUCUUGAUUAUAUCCCUGACACGUGUAAAGGUAUAGCUGACAGUAAAGAGUACGAUGACACGUUGAAAAUGCUGGAGUUAAAGUUACAAGCAGCAGGAAAUUUGGAAAGAGAAAUUUCUGACAAAACUACGGAAGCAGACGAAUGUUUUAAUCAAGCGCUUAAAGAUAUUGACGACUUUGAGUACCGAAUCAUCAAUCGUAUAAAAGAAAUGAAAACUAAAGCUGUUGAAAAUGCAAAACAAAUAAAUGAAUCAAACAAAAGGGCAUUAAAGACAAGGCAUGAAGACUGCAGUAAAAUGUUGUCAGAUGUUAAACAACUUCAAGCAAGUCUAAAAGACAAUAAAACUUCCGGGAAGGAAAGGGAAAUAUACAUAGCUGUAAAAAAAGCUAAAUCUCUGGCCGUUGAUGAAAUCAGGACUGAAGUUUUAACAGAAAUAAGAAAACUUAAAACAACUUACACCUUCAAACGGAACGAAGAGAUGGAAUAUGCAUUAUUUAAGAACAUUUCAUUAGGAAUACUAGAGACAAAAAAUCGUUCUGUAAGCUCCUUACAGCAUUUAAGGAACAUUAAAGUAAAAACAUUUUCAGAUGGAUAUGAAUGUUCUAUCGCAGGAUGUUCAUUAAUUCCACCAGAUAAAGUUUUACUGGCAGAUGAAAGUAAUAAAAAACUUAAACUGUUUAAUAUCAACAAUGACCGGUUGAUAAAUGAAAGAGAGGAAAAUGGAGAACCGUGCUGUGUUGUUCAUUUGUCUCAAGAUGAAGUAGCUGUUGCGAUGUUAAGAAUGAAAGCAGUUCAAAUUUUCAAGACUGAUGAUGACCUUUCCCUAGUUCGUACUGUUCAACUUGGUAGACAAUGUUGUAAUGUCACAUAUAACCAAGGAAAGGUAUAUGUUGUUUGUUGGAAUCCAGAAAGUGUGUUAGUAUUAGAUCUUUAUGGUACCAUACAGACAGACAUUCCACUGAGUACAGAUAACAUUCACAUGACAAUUCCAUCUGGCAUUGCUGUAAGUGCAGACUCUAAAUAUAUAUAUGUAAGUGACUAUAAUAGUAACAUUGUACGCCUUACAAACAAUGGAAGUGUAUCAAGUAUCUAUAAAGAAGACAAGAAAAUAAAAUCACCUUCUGGGAUACUUCGUCUAGAGGAUGGAUCACUUCUUGUCUGUUGCCGUAACAGCAAUACAGUAUACAGAAUUUCUGAAGAUUUCAAGACAGGAUUUAAUGUUCUAGAUAAAAUAGUAGCACCGAAAAGCAUUUGUAUAGAUUAUAACGGUGACAAAGUGUACAUUGGUUGUGAUAAUGCCACUUUCAAUGUGUGUAAAGUUGGUUAUCAGAAAUAA
Molecule: messenger RNA, 1677 nt
Organism: Ruditapes philippinarum (Manila clam)
Lineage: Eukaryota; Metazoa; Mollusca; Bivalvia; Venerida; Veneridae
Exons: 1
Coding region: 1-1677 (558 amino acids)
Molecular function (GO): zinc ion binding; protein binding
Source: RefSeq, a predicted model, not a curated record